Molecule: messenger RNA, 3589 nt
Organism: Columba livia (rock pigeon)
Lineage: Eukaryota; Metazoa; Chordata; Aves; Columbiformes; Columbidae
Gene: KMT5A
Product: lysine methyltransferase 5A
Exons: 8
Coding region: 139-1590 (483 amino acids)
Biological process (GO): regulation of transcription by RNA polymerase II; regulation of DNA damage response, signal transduction by p53 class mediator
Cellular component (GO): polytene chromosome; nucleus
Molecular function (GO): histone H4K20 methyltransferase activity; protein binding; transcription regulator activity
Source: RefSeq, a predicted model, not a curated record
UUUACGAUCCCGACGGAAUUAAGGGCCCCCCGGAUCCUCGCUGGGAGGUGGCGGGCGCUGUGCGCGCCCAAGGCAGGAGAAGAGAUCCACGUGCUCUGCGAAGAGGUGCAUGAGGUGUUGACGGGGCCGCACUGGGCGAUGCCGCUGCCCCGCAGGAGCGGAGCGGACAGCACGGGGGGGUACAUGUCAGCGCCCCCGGCGCCCGCCGCCGCUCCGUGGGAUGGAGCGGCACGGACGGUCCGGCGGGACCCGCUCCCAGCGCGGCGUCCUACCCACGUGGCGAGCCCUGCCGCGGAAGGGCGUUCCUUCCCGGACCGCCAAUCAAAAAGCCGGUUGCUCUUCCCACGGACCAAUCAGCGCUCGGGGAACUCGCGUUUAAACUCUGUUCCCGGGAGCUGCGAGCAUCGCUGUGUGACAGGGAGAGGGCGGGGUGCGGCUCUGUGUGCCAAUCAGAGGCGCGGAAGCGGUUAUUGGCACGCGGUUCAGCCAAUGGGGUUGCCGAGAGGAGCGCGGUGUCUCCCUGCGGAGCGGUUGGUUUCAGCGGGGGAGCUCCUCGGGGACCGUCGGGGCAGCCCGGCCGCGGGGGGCUCCAGGGCGCCGGGCUGCGCCGCAGCGGUCAUGGCUAAAGGGAAGAACAUGCCCAAAGCCAGGGCGGGCGGCGCGGAGGAGGAGAAUGUGUUUAUUGGUCAAUCCAAAAUCUACAGCUACCUGAAUCCUAACAAAACUCCUGGUGCUCGCCCCCCGCUUCAAGAGGAAAACUCUGUCAUGUAUCACGAGGUGAAAUGUCAGGGCAAAACACUAAGCAAAACCUACAGGAAAGGAGAUGGAAAAAAGAAUGGUGGCAAUAUAAUCGAAGGUGCUAUGAAACCAGAAGACCAGAAAGAUAAAGAAGGUGGGUGCAAUACUUCGGUGGCCUCCUCUGAUCAAAACCAAGAAACUGUAGAAGCUCAAAAGACACCGCUGCCUUCGGGCUGUGCUGAGGAGGCCAAUGCAAAGCCAGCUCAGAAAAAGGUGGUUAAAGCAAAACGUGGACCAAGGAGAAAAACACAAGGAAGAACACCAAAUCGAAAAGUAACAGAUUAUUACCCAGUUAGAAGAAGUUCCAGGAAGAGCAAAUCUGAAUUGGAGACUGAGGAGAGGAGGAAAAUAGAUGAGCUAAUUACAAGUGGAAAAGAAGAGGGAAUGAAGAUUGAUUACAUCGAUGGCAAAGGCAGAGGAGUAAUUGCUACUAAACAUUUUAAUCGAGGAGAAUUUGUAGUUGAAUAUCAUGGGGAUCUCAUAGAGAUCACUGAUGCUAAAAAGCGAGAAGCCGUGUAUGCUCAAGAUCCAUCCACAGGCUGCUAUAUGUACUAUUUUCAGUACCUCAGCAAAACGUACUGUGUUGAUGCUACAAAAGAAACUGAUCGUCUGGGAAGACUGAUUAAUCACAGCAAAUGUGGCAAUUGUCAAACAAAGCUUCAUGACAUUGACGGUGUGCCUCAUCUCAUACUGAUAGCUUCCAGAGACAUUAAAGCAGGUGAAGAACUGUUGUACGACUAUGGAGACAGAAGCAAAGCUUCCAUUGAAGCUCAUCCAUGGCUGAAACACUAAUUCAUCUUCCUUGUUUGGGUUUAUUUUUUUGGACUGAGUGCUCUACAAGGAGUCAGUGGAAUUUGUUUUUUCCCCUCACUUCCCUCAGCUUUCUUAGUGGACUGCUUAUGGUGUUCUGAGCUCCUUAAAAACUACCUUUUGGCUUUGCAAUAUUUAAGUACCUAUUACAGUUUUCCAGGCAGGCUUGAAUAAUUGAUCUUAGAUUGCCAAAACUUUUAUAUCAUGAAAGGAAACCCUCCCUAACAUUUGAAUGCGUCUGCAUAGUGACCAGUGCCACUUGAACAUGCAAAGACUUGCACAGAAACUUAAUCACUUGGGUUGUGCUUCUGCUUUUGCGAUGAAAUCUCGUGCUCCACUUUGUGGGGUGGUGAACUUGGCGUUAGCUUUAUGAUGGCAGAUGUACUUCUGUACUCUGACAUCCCAUGGCUUCCCUGCUUGUCAGGCUGCAUUUUACAACCCAGUGCUGACAGGCUUCCCUGAGAUGGAUGCGACUGUUUCUAUCAUUCUCAAAUAAUUUGUGGUAGGGAUCCGGAUUUUCCAGUGUCAUAUCUCAUGUUGGCAAUGAACUUUAAAUGCACUGGCGCUGAGGGAAAUGGAUGGUCAAACUGGCUGCUUUCUUCAGAGGAAUGACUCCAAGCCAAAUAAGGAUGGAUUUUGAUAGACUGGGUUGACACUGAUUAGAAAUGUGAAGACAGAACUUCACAGUGAGAAUCAAUGUUUGACAUGACUUAUUUUCUAAAACUUAAGACGGUACCUUUUUAUAGUUAAUGGCUGAUUCUCAGAGGUGUCUUCUGGAAAAUUUUAAAGAAGUAAAAGAAAAAGCUCUCUUCAAAAAUUUUUAUUACCUUCCUAUGCUAAUUAGCCAUAUCAGAAGCUAUUUAUUUACUGUGAAUGCUUGAAGUAGAGCAUAGUGGUUCCAAAAAAUAGGAGUCAUCUUCAUAUGCAGCUUCGAACUGUAAUGAUGGAGUUCAUGCAAUGAAGAAAGUAGAUUCCUUAUUGCCUGGUCCUGUAGGUCUGUCCAGCGUGGUCUGGUCCCACUGUCUUAAAUGGGAGUUGAGCGCUUAGCAUCUUGUGGAUGUUCAUAACGUUACUGUUGGAGAACCAAAUCUGUGAUAUAGGCGGGCAAUACAAUGCAGGUCCUUUAUGUUAAAGAUGAAUUCUUACCAGUUGGAAUUUUUGCCAAGGCAAGCUUGGCGUGUGUGUAGAUGAAAAUGGCUGUGAGCCAUCAGCCACGCUUGCUGCUGGGAGAUGUCGGCAAGGGAUCUGUGGCUCUGUUCUCGUCUUCUGUUCCUCACGUCUUGAAGGCUGCUGCUGUUCCAGCUCAUGCCCUCUAGCACAAUCUUAUUCGCUUGCCUAUGUGAUAGGUCAAAUAGCAACAACAUCCUGGUUGUACGCUCCAGCAGCAAGAGAGGUGGCUUAGUGAUGUAUUUUUUAAAUUAAAAACUUGAAGACAAUGUCUCUGUAAAAUAAAGAAUAUAUUUAUUAUUGAUGAAGUGGCUGCUAUAGUACCUGUCUCCAUUGCAGAUAAUUAGCAUUUUGAAAGAAAGCUGUGAAAAUCGUUAGCCAUUAAAUGCUUUAUAUUAUUUACCACUUAACACAAGGCAAGCUCAUCAGAGACAGCCUGUGUGUUUUGACCAUUUCUGAAGAAUUAACUGGAGACCUGUUACCUGUUACAGGUAAGCUUCUCUGGCUGACCUUUUUGAGUUGACACUCAUUUUUCUCUGGUCCCAGAGACUACAGCAGUGUACGGUAUCCUGUUUUAUUAGAGCACUUCCCUGAAGUCAAAAUUAGAAUAAAAUGCUUUUUUUAAACAUUUGGUUGUUCUCUAUCAAGUCAGAUAGCUUAAAAUCUUUGUUCUUCAGCAUCACUUUUGUGAACAAGAAAGGGGGAAGAUCUCUCCCUGUUCUACGUAAAAAGAAAAUUGUCUUCUCUGAAACGCUUAACUGGUAAUGAAGUAGCACUGCAUCGGAAGAUGGUAAUAAAGCUGAUGUUGCACUGA